AUGCGAACGCCCACUUUCCUUAAUGGGGCAUGGGCUGCCUCUGCAACCUUCAUGAAGUCGCAAGGUGACAGGGACAGAAUGAAGGAGAGGACCUUUCACUGGUACGCCUGGCCCUCGAAAGCAAACCAGGGUCUGUGUCGAGCGGCCAGCCGUGAGACGGGUGGCGUCUGCUUCCUGCAGGUAGCUCCACACCUGCUCGGGCGGGCUGUGGCAGAGCUGGUGUUGUCACUGCAGGGGGAUGCCCUUGGCGAUGAACAGACAGGAGCCAGACCAAAGUGUUUAAGGGGGAAGGUCAUGACUUUCACUGAACUGACCACUCAAAGCUACGCUCAGCUUUACCCAAAUGUAACAAUGGAUCUUGCCUGACCAAGAGAGUUCCUUUCAUGCCUGUUUUCUCUGGCUGAAAAAGCCCACCCUAAUGACUUUUCUAUAUUAUGGUCAGCAAACAAAAAUUACAAGUUGUUCAUUCAUAAUGUUUGUGUGGAAUUUAAUGGGCUGCCAUACCAUCUGAAUCAGUGGAACUCACUGUGUGCAACCUGGGAUCCCAAAACUUGAGGGGAUCAAGAAAGCAGCAUUAGGUAGGCCUUGGGCACUAAGAAACAUUUGAAAGGAGAACCUUGUUUAAUACAUGGUCAAUGUCAGACCACAUUUGAUGGAGGGUUCAGCCAAGACCAUACUUUCACUGGUUUCAUAGAUGUGCACAUGCAUAGCACAGUCCUAACCCCCCGUCAGAUUAAGUUCUACUUGGAGGGAAAGAUGGGCACAUAUACAUUUGGAGAUUACAUUAACUGGCACGAUCUUAAGCACACCAUUGUUGGGUCUGCUCUAGUGGAAGAAAAGCAGCAUGUAACCUUUCAUUUAAAUGAAAAUAAGAAUUAG
Messenger RNA from Xyrauchen texanus (razorback sucker), 879 nucleotides. It is a transcript of the gene apcs, whose product is annotated as amyloid P component, serum. Lineage: Eukaryota; Metazoa; Chordata; Actinopteri; Cypriniformes; Catostomidae. The record is from RefSeq and is a predicted model, not a curated record.